GAUUUUUACUUUGUCGAGUAGCCCAAAGAGUCGCCGUGUUUAUUGGAAAUCGUUCUGGAGGAGAAAGUCACCACCGUAGCAGUGUCGGCAUUCAUUUAAACGUCUUUUAGUGAACCUUGUAAAAACCGUAGCUUUUCAUUUGUACGACCAUCCUGUCGCUAAAUACUGUAGAUGUGCGGUCAUUUUAGGCUACUAUACCUGUUAGUUUCAGGUAGCUCAGCUAGCUAAUUUAGUUAAAUGUUAUUAUUAUUAUUUUGUUAAUUCUCUCAGACGAAAAUGGCUCACUUCGAGAAGUCAAAUGGAAGAGGAACGACACAAAGACCAAAGUUGGACUGGAGGUUCGUGAAAAGGUUCUGCAGCAUCCAGAAGGUUCUGUUCCCGUCCUGGAGCAGCAAAAGUGUCCUCAUGUUUGCCACGCUACUGGCAGUCACUUUAGCAGAGCAGCUGAUCAUUUACCAAGUAGGCGUCCUUCCCAGUCGCUUCUACAACGUGCUGGCCGACAAGGACGACAAGGGCUUGAAGAGCCUGCUGCUCACUGCCAUGGUGCUCGUCGUGCUCAACUCCACGUUGAAAAGCCUGGACCAGUACAUUGCCAACCUGAUGUAUGUGGACUGGAGGAAGACGCUAACGGAGAGCCUGCACACGGCCUACUUCCAGGGCCGAGUCUACUACACCCUCAACGUGCUCCGAGAGGACAUAGACAACCCCGAUCAGCGGAUCAGUCAGGACGCAGAGAGGCUGUGCAAGCAGAUGAGCUCGAUGGCGAGUCGGCUGGUCGUGUCGCCCUUCACGCUGGCUUAUUACACCUACCACUGCUUCUACAGCACAGGCUGGAUGGGCCCGCUGAGCAUCUUCGCUUACUUUGUGGUGGGCACGGUGGCCAAUAAAAUCCUCAUAGGGCCCAUCGUGUCCACGCUCUUCGAGCAAGAGAAACUGGAGGGCGACUUCAGAUUCAAGCACAUGCAGAUCCGAGUCAACGCCGAGUCUGCGGCUUUUUACAGGGCUGGUAAAGUGGAGCACAUGAGGACCGACAGACGUCUGCAGACUUUGCUGCAAACUCAGCGAAAUCUGAUCAACAAAGAGCUGUGGCUCUAUAUUGGGGUGAACACCUUCGACUACCUGGGCGGCUUCCUCAGCUACAUCAUCAUCGCUAUUCCCAUUUUCGGCGGGCUCUACGACGACCUGACGCCCGGCGAGCUCAGCGCGCUCAUCAGCAGGAACGCCUUCGUGUGCAUCUACCUGAUCAACGGCUUCACACAGCUAAUAGACCUUUCCGCCGCGCUGUCGGACGUGGCCGGCUACACGCACAGGGUCGGCGAGCUGAGUGAGGUGAUGGACGACGUCCUACGCCGGCAGUGCGACUACGACCCGGCUUCGGGGGAAAGCUACGACUUUGACAGCGACUUCAACGUGCACGGCGGCCCCGUGGACACGGCCUUCGUCGUGGACCGGCUGUCCUACAAGGCUCCCUACUCGGACCGGCAGCUGGUGGAGGACUUGAGCCUGACCGUCAGUGAGGGGACGCACCUGCUGGUGGUGGGCAACACGGGCACGGGCAAGACGUCGCUCUUGAGGGUCCUCAACAGACUGUGGGAGGCCGAGAGCGGUUUCGUCCAAAUGACCACGUGCUUCGGGCCCAGAGGAACCCUCUUCCUGCCCCAAAAACCAUACCUGACGGACGGCACGCUGCGGGAACAGGUCAUCUACCCGCUCAAGGACAUUUACCCUGCAUCAGGGUCUGUCGAUGACGACAGAAUAAAGAAGUUUCUGGAGCUGGCGGGCGUGUCAAGUCUGGUGAAGCGGACUGGCGGGCUGGAUGAAUUAGUGGACUGGAACUGGUACGACGUUCUGUCCCCGGGCGAGAUGCAGCGUCUUUGUUUCGCUCGACUCUUCUACCUGCAGCCCAAAUACGCGGUGUUGGACGAGGCCACCAGCGCCUUGACGGAGGAGGCGGAGUCUCAGCUGUAUCGCACGUGCAAGCAGCUGGGGAUGACUGUGGUCAGCGUGGGACACCGCAAGAGCUUGGAGAAGCACCACGACGUCCAGCUGAAACUGUGCGGCGGCGGCCGCUGGGAGCUGAGCCGAAUAAAAGGCCGCGGCGGGAGUGUCAGAGACGACGCCGUCGCGUGACCGAGACACGCCUCGGCGGCCCGCUUCCUGUCUUGCGCUUCCUAUCUCCGACGUUCCACGGACAUUUGAACAAAGUGACUCCAUUUAAGGUUCGUUCGUCUGUUGCUUAGUUAGAGGAUUACACCAAAAAAAAUUGCGUUAAGAGUUGGUUGGUGCAGCGGUGUUUUCUUUGUUUUUGGUUUUUUUUUGUCAUUCAGUUCGGCCCAUUCUUAUUCGACUAUUAAAUGAGCUCCAUUCAAACAAAUCAUCAAUAAAAGCGCCUCCGGUGAGUCGAAAGUGGAUUGUUCAACGUUGCAAUGUUUGUUUGUUGGACUCCACCGAUUCCAUCAAAGCAAGUCAAACAAUUGAAUAAAAAUAGAAGUCCUUCAAAAUCUUCACUUUUGCUCUCGAUGGCUGCUCUCGCCGCAGAGGUCGCGGUGACCUCGGAUGAUCUCCUCCACGGCGGCGGGGUCGUCCAGCGUGCUGAGGUCGCCCAGGCCGCUCAGGUCGCGCUCCACCACCUUGCGCAGAACCCGACGCAUGAUCUUGCCCGAGCGCGUCUUUGGCAGCCGCUGCACAAACUGGCAGAAGAAGCCGAAAAGCACAAAUUACAACUCUUGAAUAUCAUUUAGUGGUACACGUAGCAGUUCUGUUUAAUUGCCGUUAUGAUUAUGAGGGGUCCUUGGAAAAAUCACAAAGGUUUGAGAAGAUAUAAAUAAGGAUUAAAAUGCAGUCGGAAAAAAAAAAAUUAAAAAAAAAUCAACAUUUCUAUAAAAUAAUGAACAUUUUAUCAGUCUUGCAGCAUUUGUCAUUUUUGGCGGGGCUCUGAUUGGCUGCUGGUAACAUCAGGCAUUCACUAAUAUUUUAUUUUAUUAUUAUUAUUAUUUUUUUUUAUAAUAAUAAAUCUGCCAAUACCGAAUCCCGAUCCGAUACCUCGGCAACGCAUUAAGAAGAAAGAAAGCCCACGUUGAAAUUGUCCGAUAUGAAUUUAUCAAUUGUGGUUCGAGACAACUUCAAUGAUGCAGCCACCCAAGUGAAGUGAAAAAAACAAAUCGAGCAAUUAAAGAACUGAAAAACCCUCGCACGUGGGCAAGCGGAGCCACCGUCGCUGAUGCGCUUCUAGCCGUUUAUAAAGCGCGACACAAAAAUACAAACGAAAUAGACGCUCACACUGAACUAAUCAGCCAGCCGGACUUUGCUGGGCCACGCCCCUUAAACGCACACAUCCAACACACGGCUGCAACGGUUCGUGCAGUAUUUAUUCAGAACAAAAACUGUCAGGGCACCGCUGUACACGUCUGAAGGUUUGCAACUGACCUGGAUGCGGUCGGGGCAGGCGUACUUGGCGAUCUUGUUGGACACGGCGUCGUCGAUCUGCGAGCUGAGGUCCGCUUCGUGGGCGUCCUGCUUGAGCACCACAAAUGCGUACACGCCUGCAAAGUGGACUCGGGCUCACUCGCAGAGCCCCAGAACAGUACCGACACUUCGAAAGCCAAGUGUGCGCUGGCUCACCUUGGCCCUUGAUGUGAUGUGAGCAGCCAACGACAGCCGACUCCGCCACCGCAGAGCAUUGGUUCUGUGACGCAGAGCGUUAGCAUAAGCAUUCGGAACCCAACUCAGAACACUAGAAGAAACCCUAAACAGAACCAAAACCCAACCUAACCUUAAUCCCCAACUCAAACCCAAACCACAACCUAACCUUAAUCCCUAACCCGCAUUGAAACUUUAGCACAAACCUAAACUCUGGCUCAAAACCUAACCAGACCCGAAAAAAUCCUCUUAAUCCCUAACUCUAAAAUAACCCCAAAUUUUUACCGAAGCCUUUUUGGAGCGUCACGGCUCAGGUGGUAGCAUGGUCCAUGCUAUCAAACUCUUUUGGACCUGCGGGGUUUCCCGUGGACAGCGCUGAUCUUCCCCGUCGACGUCUCUUACCACCACAUCUUCGAUCUCGGCCGUGCCAAUCCUGUGUCCGCUGACGUUGAUGACAUCGUCGAGGCGCCCCGUGAUCUGGUAGUAGCCCUCCUUGGAGCGAUGGGCGCCGUCCCCGGUGAAGAAGUAACCUGCGGGCACACGACGCCCACGUCGGACCGUGGGCUAAAACGGCGCCGCUGUGUCAAUCGAGAGCUCGUGGCGAGCGCUCUUACCGGGGUACAUCUUGAAGUAGGUGUCAACAAAUCUCUGGUGGUCGCCGUGGAUGCUCCGGGCCAUGCCGGGCCACGGAUGAGCCAGGCACAGCGCUCCCGAGGCGUCGUCGGACGUCACCGCUUCGCCCUGGAACCGCACAAGACCCGAGCGAACUUUUGCAAGAAUGACUUCAUUUGUACACAAAUCUCUGGAUGUCUCUUUUGAAAUGUGAAAUCCAAGUAAGUAAAUCUUUGUGUUAUAUGCCGAUUUCUCAAAAUGGGUCUGUUCUGCACUUCCGCUAAUUCACGAGUACCUCCACGCUGCCCGUCACAUGAUCAGCUUGGCUGGGUGAAGAUUCACAGCCACUUUGUUUGUAAUAGGAAAAGUAGCAUUUGAUCGUAUUUUACUAUAUAGAAACAUAUGAUGAUGAAAAAAAAUAGAACGAAACAGUUUUUGCCACAUUUUUUGCUUCAAUUUGAGAUUGUGCUGCUCCUGGUCUGCGUGCCUUGACCACAAGGGGGCAGUAAAAUACAGACAUGGAAGUACACGAAGGUGCUCAAUCUCAGCUGUCAUCCCGAAGACAGCAUUUUAUGUUGGAUUUCAUGUAACUAACGAUUAUUUCAAAUCAUCCAUUAAUUUGACAAUUAUUUUCUUGA
Messenger RNA from Phycodurus eques (leafy seadragon), 4889 nucleotides. RefSeq names its product ATP-binding cassette, sub-family D (ALD), member 4 (gene abcd4). NCBI's taxonomy places the organism in Eukaryota, Metazoa, Chordata, Actinopteri, Syngnathiformes, Syngnathidae. Gene Ontology annotation, molecular function: ABC-type transporter activity; long-chain fatty acid transmembrane transporter activity; ATP binding. The transcript has 19 exons. Gene Ontology annotation, cellular component: peroxisomal membrane. Gene Ontology annotation, biological process: very long-chain fatty acid catabolic process; peroxisome organization; fatty acid beta-oxidation. The record is from RefSeq and is a predicted model, not a curated record. The coding region runs from base 277 to 2130 and encodes 617 amino acids.